UUGAAGGAUUACGAACAUGCUGCUGCCUUCACACGGUUAACUGGGACGGUGCUGACCUCUGAGCGUGCUACCCAGUUAUAAUGUUAAUUUAAAAGUGUAUGGUUUGGGGCUAAUUUAACACCUUGGGGAAACUGGCAAAAUGUCCUUGGCUCUUAUAGGAAGACACCUCAUUACCAGCUCUUGGUGUCGGAGAUGGAGCAGUCUUCAACACAUGUCCAGAAAGUUCAUCUACUCAAGACACCAGACCUGCUCUUCCAUACUCCUCACCACGAAUCGAUGUGGGCAGCUGCCUUCCAGAUAUGUCGUAGGUUCUCUUCUCCAAGCCCAGUCAUUCCACUGUUCUUCACUGAGACCUAAGAAGCACCAGCCAGAUGAGCCACCUCCUCGAGAACUUGACUUGCUUCGUUAUGAUAUGAGAGACCUGAAGAAAGCCCCCAAACCAGCACUCUAUCUUGGAUUUUCUGGUCUCAUACCGUUUGUAUCAGCUCCUUUACUUAUGGCAGUUACAGAGGCAUACCUUCCUGAGGUAGCUUAUGCUCAGGUUGUGUAUGGAGCCUCAAUCGUCUCUUUUCUUGGAGGAGCCCGCUGGGGCUUUGCCUUACCGGAGAGCAGCCCAGCAAAGCCAGACUGGCUGAACCUAGCCAACAGUGUAGUUCCCUCCCUAAUAGCUUGGCUAGCCCUCCUUUUUAGCCAUAACAUUAUUCAGGCUGGCAUGAUUGUGAUCAUUGGGCUUGGCAUAUCACUCCAUUAUGACCUGUCUCUUCUCCCCACAUACCCCAGCUGGUUCAAGGCAUUGAGGACAAUCCUCACUACGGUCGCUUUCUUCUCUUUGCUGGGCACUUUGGUUAUUAAAGGAUUUUAUCCAGAGAAGAGAUACCUCACAGACUAAUGAGUUAUAUAUAUAUAUAUAUA
Colossoma macropomum (tambaqui) is the source of this 912-nucleotide messenger RNA. It is a transcript of the gene tmem69, whose product is annotated as transmembrane protein 69. NCBI's taxonomy places the organism in Eukaryota, Metazoa, Chordata, Actinopteri, Characiformes, Serrasalmidae. The record is from RefSeq and is a predicted model, not a curated record. The transcript is spliced from 3 exons. Bases 140 to 889 code for a protein of 249 amino acids.